Pogonomyrmex barbatus (red harvester ant) is the source of this 326-nucleotide messenger RNA. RefSeq names its product voltage-dependent calcium channel subunit stolid (gene stol). NCBI's taxonomy places the organism in Eukaryota, Metazoa, Arthropoda, Insecta, Hymenoptera, Formicidae. Gene Ontology annotation, cellular component: voltage-gated calcium channel complex. Gene Ontology annotation, molecular function: voltage-gated calcium channel activity. The record is from RefSeq and is a predicted model, not a curated record.
GAGAGAGAGAGAGAGAGAGAGAGAGAAAUUUCGAGAAAUAAUUGUCUAGAAUCGUUGAAAUAAUGUUCCUGCGCAUCGACGACAGGUUGCUACGCUUCGGGGUACUGUUUCUUUUGUGGAUAGGCUCGAGUUGUCAACAAGAGGAGGACAUACCUCACAAUGAGCCUGUGCACCGUCGGACAUCGAUGAUGCAUGAGGAGCCUGAAAGAAGUUGGCUGAAAGGGCGAAAGGGAGGGAAAGAGGGAAUCACGGGUGAGAAGGGUGGUGGUGCGAGCGAUCGGACGGAUGGGGGUGCAUAAAGCUCGACGAGCAAAACUCGAUAGGGA